This is a messenger RNA of Cydia splendana, 1472 nucleotides long. RefSeq lists its product as uncharacterized. Gene Ontology annotation, biological process: double-strand break repair via homologous recombination; mitotic recombination; double-strand break repair via single-strand annealing. The coding region runs from base 148 to 1347 and encodes 399 amino acids. The record is from RefSeq and is a predicted model, not a curated record. Gene Ontology annotation, cellular component: nucleus. NCBI's taxonomy places the organism in Eukaryota, Metazoa, Arthropoda, Insecta, Lepidoptera, Tortricidae. The transcript has 4 exons.
UCCGCGCAAAAUGUCAAUAAUUGUUUUGUUGAACAUCGCGAUUUUGCUAAAUUUACCUUGAAAUACACAAAGUUUUAAAGUAACAGCUGGAUAUUGGAUAGCUGUCCGUUUUCGGAUUUUAAGGCUGCAGCCGGUGUCCAACAGAAAAUGCAGCGAAAACCGGGGUAUCCAGUGGCCAAUUGCAACAUAAAAAUGCCAGACAGUGUGCCACUCUCAGAAGCAGUGCCAUGUGACGAUGACAGUGACCAGCAGCAGCGGAGGCAGCAGCUCAUCAACUUUGGACACGCACAAUGGGGCUUCAACAACUGGAGCUGGACUGUUAACAAACAGGAUCUGGAUUUUGUGGACUUCGCAAAUGGAAAGUACUGUUCUGGAGUAGCUGCGUUCGUGUGCGUGUCAGUCAAGUCGUUCGACAUACGCAGAGAAAACGUCGGCUACGCGACCUGCACGGCGCAUAUGAAAGGCUCAGCCAUACAUCAGGCUAGGAAGUGUGCAGUAACAAAUGCCCUACGCGAGACGCUGCUCAGCUUCGGCGGCAGCGUGGCCACAGAGCUGAUGGAGAUGCUCGAAGCACACCGAGUGGAGCCAGUGCCCGUGCCAGUGCCUGUAGCUCCACCUCUACUACCGGAACCUCAGCCCGAGAACAACCAAAACCUUGCUAACAAGGACCCCAAGAACUCCCCGCUGCCUAAAAACAUCCCGAGAAAAGAAGAUGCCAACCCGGUUAAUAUGAGGCACCCCCUCCCGCCCGCAAUCAAGAAUGUAGUCCAAAAUCCUCCGCCGCCGGUCGCUAAAGCGCUACCGAUGCCGGCGAAUCUGCCGCCCGCCGCUAAUCGGCCACCAGUACCAGUUGCCCCGCGACCACCAGCUCCAAGACCCAACUCUAAUGUAAGUUUCGUCCUCCAACCCGUCAUGGGUGGAGUUGUCCCGCCGCUAUACGCCCCACAGCCAAGAAUGCCCCAUGUCACACCGCCCCACAUCUACCCCAACUACUAUGAGUACCCCUGGCAUUUCACUUACGAGAGCUAUGACCGACACCACGGUAAUGUUAACCUAAAUUUCAAUAUCCCGCCAAAGAACUUAGUGGUCAACAGCCGGUCAGGGUCGGUCGAGUGUAAGAACGCCUGCGGGGUACGCCCGAACGGUCCGGAGGGCGAACCUAUCCAGUACCACCCUCCACAGAACCAGGGUUGCUGGAUUAAGCCCACUAUUUUCUAUGAUGGGUUCUGGACAGAGCAGAAAGUAAAAAAAUGGGUUGCGGAACAGGUUGAAAAACAGUUUCCGGAGGACGCAUCACAGAAGUCCACUUCGCCUAGUAAUAGUGGGCAGCCGGACCCUAAGUCUUAACGGCUGAAAUCUUAUGAAAAAUAUAUUUUAAGUAUAGUUCGUAUUAAUCAGGUUUGAAGUUUAUAAAAUUGUCUUGGUGUCUAUGGGAAGCACAUACUAUACUGCAAAUAUUUUACUAUUCAAAU